CCCCUUAAUUUCAUUUUGCGUUUAUAAUGGAACUGAGCUAACCCGCCAAAGCGAGAUCUCGGGUGACGGCGGGCUGGGAAUUUCCCAUAUAAACUCAAUGACCCGCGCUGCAUCGCCUAAGCGAGCUGAGUGUUGUUGCUAUAAGCUCGGCUAUAAGGUCUCUGUGAACGAUUCUGUAAAAUUGCGAAUUUCAGGUUCGUGAAAAAAUAUUUUUAUAUUAUAUGAUUUAUAGCUCGCAUGCAAGUAUUUUUGUCUUCUGCCGUUGCCGGUCGCCAAACUCAGUGAUGUAGAUCUGGGCUUGCUGAUCCAAAGUGAUAACUGCAUAAUGACAAGGGAACAAUUUCUUUCGCUUCAUAUUCACUUUAUUGUUGCCACUCGACUCUGAAAUGCAACAUUGUGUUUUAGGAACGCGAGAUUCUGUUGCGAACAAUUGAUGAAUUUCUCAACUGCUGUGUGGUAAUACCUCCAGGAGAAUGGGACCGACAGAUAUUACUGCAAACCAUUCCUGUGCUAGAAAAUCAAAGCCAAAAGAUGUUCCAAAUUCGUAGACGGAAAGACAGCGCUGUAGCUCAAGAAGAUAUUGACAAGGUGCAAGGUCCAGUGGAAGACUCGUUGGAGCGCACUGGACGCUUCUGUGGCGGGCUUGUCAGAGAUAUAAAACGUCGAUUCUCCAACUACAUCAGUGAUUUCACUGAUGCUUUCGAUAUUCACUGCCUUGCCGCCAUCGUGUUUGUUUACAUCGCCUCUUUAGCACCGGCAAUAACAUUUGGUGGAAUACUUAGCGAGAAAACUGGAGGAUGGAUCGGCGUCUCGGAGACUAUCUUAGCUACUGGUCUUGCUGGUAUCAUAUUCGCGCUGCUAGCUGGUCAACCACUUACCAUCAUUUCGUUCACUGGUCCGCUGGUAGUCUUCGAAAAAAGUACCUACGAAUUAUCGGAGAACUUGAAUAUCGAGUAUCUACCGUUUCGGGCUUGGAUUGGGAUUUGGGUUAUGUUUAUCUGUUUCGUCAUUGUCGCUUUUGAGGGAUGUUUUCUAGUUCGUUAUUUCACGCGGUUCACCGAAGAAAUAUUUGCUUGUCUCAUAGCAUUUACGUUUAUCUACGAUGCAAUAGUUAUCGUUAUUGAUGAAUAUGAUAGUCCUGUCACAACGAAUACUACAAUAUCCAAUAUCACAACUACCACCACUACAAAUUCUUCAGCAUCUGGCCAUCUCGCACUUCUACUAGUUCUCGGGACAUUCAUAAUUUCUUACCUGUUCCGCAGGUUUCGCCAUUCGCAUUUCUUUGAUCAUCUCAUACGGCGCAUUGUUAGCGAUUUUGGAGUCCUUAUAGCCAUAUUAUCCAUGGUGGCCUAUUACAACCUUGACGACAACACCUCUGUCUCGCAGCUCGUAGUACCAGGCGGUUUCGACAAAACAAAAACUGAGAGAAUUGGUUGGUUUGUAAAUCCGAUGGGAACAGGAAAUAGCAUGAACGUUCUGAGCAUUGUUAGUGCUAUGAUACCCGCCGUUUUUGUCAGUAUCUUGAUCUUCAUGGAGGUCGAGCUCACUGGUCUUAUUCUUGAUAAGAAGGAGUUCAAGCUGAAGAAAGGCACUGGAUACAAUCUAGAUCUCAUUGUCGUUGGUUUAAUCGUAUGCUUGUGUUCCUUACUUGGCUUCCCCUGGCUUUGUGCAUCACCAAUACAUUCCAUGUCCCAUCUUCAUGCACUCAUGGUGUUUAACAACGACCAAGCGCCCGGUGAACGGCCGCUUCUCGUGGAAGUCAAGGAGCAGAGAGUUACAAACAUUGUCAUUCAUAUUCUGAUCGGACUAUCAGCAUUCCUAGCUCCAGUGUUGCGUGCUGUUCCAAUCCCAGUCCUGGCAGGAGUUCUACUCUACCUUGGAGUCUGUUCACUCUCUCAUAUACAGCUGUGUGAACGAGUGAAGAUGUUGUUCAUGCCACCAAACCACCAUCCUGACGUCUCGUACGUCCUUAAAGUCACCACAAAAAAGAUGCAUGUAUUCACCAUAAUCCAAUCCAUAUGUGUUUGUAUUAUUAUUUUGAUCAAGCAAACAAUGCUGGCUCCAACAUUCCCCUUCUUCGUGUUGUGUUUGAUUCCACUGCGCAAGUCACUUGUGUAUUGGUAUGAUGAGCAAGAACUUGAGUUGUUAGACAACGAAGCUGAAGAACUGAAUGAAGAUGAGUAUGAUGAGUUUGAUGCUGUCCAUGUACCAAUAUGA
Paramuricea clavata is the source of this 2217-nucleotide messenger RNA. NCBI's taxonomy places the organism in Eukaryota, Metazoa, Cnidaria, Anthozoa, Malacalcyonacea, Plexauridae. The record is from the annotation of a GenBank genome assembly.